Messenger RNA from Daphnia carinata, 3448 nucleotides. RefSeq names its product KH domain-containing RNA-binding protein QKI-like (gene how). NCBI's taxonomy places the organism in Eukaryota, Metazoa, Arthropoda, Branchiopoda, Diplostraca, Daphniidae. The record is from RefSeq and is a predicted model, not a curated record. Gene Ontology annotation, molecular function: mRNA binding. Gene Ontology annotation, cellular component: nucleus. Gene Ontology annotation, biological process: regulation of mRNA splicing, via spliceosome.
CACACCAGUUCACUCGAGUCUUCAGGGCUGGGCACUUUGGGUUGUUGGAUACUUUGACGGACCAGUUGAGUCUGAACAGUCGACGCGGUUGGUACGUGAAACUUGACUAUUCGUCCCUCCUCCACGUGUGGCGCUCGGCUGAUAUUUUAGUGCAAAAAGAACGGGCUUCGAGCGUGAUCUCUCCAUUCGUGAUUCUAUCUGAUGGAUCAGCUCAGAUGAGUUUGACUACGUUUCGCCAUUUUUUCCCAUUUUCAGAAAGAAGGUGACUUGAUCGAAAGUGUACAACAACUUGAACAGAAAAGAGACUUGUAGUGGCCGGCAUCUGCUGUUGAUCAUUUUCUGAUUUCUGGGCCCCCCUUUUUCUUCUCCUUCUUGUGUGUGUGUGUGUGUGUGUGGGUGAGUGUGUGUUGGUUUUGUAUUCCCCCGGUUAAAACAAAACAAAAACCAUGACUGACGUCAUCAUGGUGGAUGGCAGCGUCGGAGCUUCCAAUAAUACCAACAACAAUCUACCUCUGAACAUGAACAACAGUGUCAUCAGCGUUACGAUGGCAGCAGCAGCGGCAGCAGCAGCAGCAGCGGCGGCAGGUACGACGUCACCGACGUUAGGUGGAACAUCACCCGUCUCGGCUGCUGCUGCAGCCGCUGCCAUGAUGAUGAUGCAACCGCCAGCGUCUUGCUCUUCGUCGUCAUCAUCUUCGUCGUCGUCGACGUCGGCGGCCGCCAUCGCUGCAGCAGCAGCCGCAGCGGCCGCUAAUACACAGAGCGUUGCUGAUUAUUUGGCGCAGCUUUUGAAAGAUAAAAAACAAUUGGCCGCUCUGCCUAACGUAUUUCACCAUGUCGAACGACUGCUCGACGAAGAAAUUGGAAAGGUGCGCGGUAAUCUGUUCCAAAUUAAUGGAACCGAAAAGAAACCAAUGGUACUUCCGGAUGCUGUUGGCGCAGCCGUCAAUCUGUCUGAAAAAGUCUACGUUCCUGUCAAAGAAUUUCCAGAUUUCAAUUUUGUUGGACGCAUUUUGGGACCGCGCGGAAUGACGGCCAAACAACUCGAACAAGAAACCGGUUGCAAGAUUAUGGUCAGGGGUCGUGGAUCGAUGCGAGACAAGAAAAAGGAGGAACAGAAUCGGGGCAAGCCUAACUGGGAGCACUUGAAUGACGAACUUCACGUGCUCAUCACAGUCGAGGACACAGAGAACCGUGCGAAAGUCAAGCUACAGCGCGCAGUCGAUGAAAUCAAGAAACUUCUUGUACCAGCCCAGGCGGACGGAGAAGACGAAUUGAAGAAACGUCAGCUAAUGGAAUUGGCCAUCAUCAAUGGCACGUAUCGUGAUCCAUCGGCUAAACUCGGCCAACCAGGAGGAGGUGUAGCUGGAAAUGUUGUUAGUGGCGUUGGUGUUGGAGGUGGCAAGGGUGCCGAUCUGCUCAGCAUAUGGUUCUAUGAAACGCAGAUGCUUCAACAGUUCGCGAGCCGUCCUCCUUCUCCCGCCAUCAACUCGUAUGCGCCGCGUCUUUUGCAGCCAGGAGUCGGAUUGGGUUCACCAGGUGGACUGAGAAAUCCAUCAGCCGGCGCUUCACAACUUGAAUAUUACUUCAAUCAAGCGUCUUCAAAAGAUUCGUGGAAUGGGAUCGCAGGUGCACCCCUCAUUCUUUCGCCACGAGGAAUGCAGCAUUCAUCGGCCGCUUCCUCAAUGGCGGCUCUUCUCAAUUCAGCUGCAUCAGGUGGUCCGCCUCCGCUGAUCAGCGCUGCAGACGCUGCUGCAGGAUUGCUUUAUUCACCUUACGCUGCCGCCGCCGCCGCUGAAUAUUCCAACUACGCAGCUGCCGCUGCCGCCGCCGCCGGCCUUUCGUCUCAACUGUUGGCCGAAUACCAGACGGGCGUGCCGUCUUCCAACGACGGCACCGCUGGAGGCGCUAGUGGGAAGCUGAGACGCCAUCUGGGCUCGCAAGGGCGUGAGCAUCCUUACCAAAGGAACGACCUCAACUAACAAGCCAACCAUCAACUACCACCCAAAAACAAACCAAUCAAACAAAAUCCAACCCAACCAUCCAGCAGUUGUCCCAGAUAUUCAGGCCAGGUGCUUAACGGUGUGUAGUGCUCUACUUACGAAAUCCCGCGGCCGUUGGCCUGUCGAAUCGAAGAACACUGGGCUCUCGAUCUGAAGACCUGUCCUGCAUCAGCAAGUCGCUAUCACAACCGCCGCUGCAAACCGCGCAAUACUUUGAACAAGUUAUACUUCAGCUAGCAAGGAAUAGUAACUUAAUUAUUAUUUUAUUUUCCGUCUACCGCUAAUCUGCACGUUCUAUCUCUUUAUAAUGGUUCUAUCGUGAGAUUGUGUGCCAACUUGAUCAGCUUUCAUUUAUUUCCCCUCCCCCCUUACUUUCUUUCGCACACAUUGUAAAUAUUUUUUUCCCGACAAUCGCCUUGACAAGCUACGCCUUUAUUUGAAUCGCCCUACCUCAUUGUUUAAACCAAUCCGUUUAAUAGAAAAUCGAUAUCCGGAUGUCAAUCACUCUUUAGUUAAAACGAUCAAGUUUGCCCGAUCUUGCGUUGAAACGCAUUUUUGAAACAUGCCAAACUGUCAGCUUCGGAAGAUGUGUCUUGGAAACGACAGUCCUCGUCCAAAAGGCUUUGGUUAUUUACUAAACAAACGCGGCGCUAGUAGUUCAUCACUGCAAAUUUGGACAAUUUAUAUUUAACCGGUUUUCUCGCUGAGUAGAUGGUUUUCCAUACCCAAUUACUGUGUCUUAAAUUGAAUGAACCUGUUGAUCCUUUCAUUAUCAUAUUAUACGACUACGUUUAUUACGUUAUUUACGUCUGACUGCUGUUCACUUUGUUUGCGACAUGUCAACCGAAGCUUACACCAAGACUUUUCUACCUUUCGCUAUUUUUUUUUAAUAUUUUUUUUAGUUUUAGUGGAAACACGUAUUUAAAUUUCACGAGUGUAUGUUUUUUUCCAAGAAUUGUUGUUGCUAUUGUAAUCCAUUAAACAGCCUUCCCUAGCAAUGGUUGCCAACACACCAAACAAAGAAUUUUCCCAAUAAGAAAACAUUGUGGGCUUUCCUGGAGCAUCGCAACGUAAAAAACAAAAAAACAAACAAAUAAAUAAUAAUAAUAAAAUUAAAUAAAAAAAAUAUUAUUGUUCAAAUGAACAACCAAUAGUGAUUUAGUGAAAACUCGUGCCUUCAUUGUUAUGAGACGUUUUAUUUCAUCUGGGAAACGGAGACAAAAAAAUAUAUGUGUAGCUAUUUUUCUACGUUGGUGCUCGUAACCAUGAUGGCAAGUGCGUGUAUUUUACAUUCAAUCACGUGCCCAUAAGAUUGCUUACACCUUAACCAGGCCUGCAGUACUUAUCACAAUGACUUUGUGCCAUAACUGGAGCCAUUUACCCCAUGUACGAAUUUGUCUACUGUGCUGUUAUCUUUUCUUUUGAAUAAACUUUUCUCCUUUCAA